AUGCAAGAACGAGCGAAUUCACAUCUCCAAGGGACAUUGAGGGUCACAACACUCACAAGGCGUCGACGGUCACCAGAUCGAGGGUUUCAGGCCCAGGAGCACACCGUCACGACCCUGCUCAACCUCUCCCUCCAUGAUGGCAACAAAACCAUAAUCGCUUUGGCCGCGAUGAACGAGGUUAGGCUCUCGAUUGGUGCGUGCGACGCGAUUCUGCCGUUGGUGGACCUACUCGUCGGUCGAGAGAAAAAAGAUGCGCCCACCGUGUUUUACAAGUUGUGCACGACGGUGCCCAAACGAGGAUUGGGCGGUGGCGAUCGGGGCCAUGGAGUCACUGUGGGCGACAGAGGCGGAGGAGGCGACAGUAGUGCUAAGAAGCGUGGCCAUGGUUUUUUGAUAUUGGGAUUUCUAGGGUUAAAAUUGUGA
Messenger RNA from Striga asiatica, 423 nucleotides. Lineage: Eukaryota; Viridiplantae; Streptophyta; Magnoliopsida; Lamiales; Orobanchaceae. The record is from the annotation of a GenBank genome assembly.